This is a messenger RNA of Caenorhabditis bovis, 480 nucleotides long. NCBI's taxonomy places the organism in Eukaryota, Metazoa, Nematoda, Chromadorea, Rhabditida, Rhabditidae. The record is from the annotation of a GenBank genome assembly.
AUGUUUCUCACAUUUGUUUUGGCUUCUGUAUUCCUUUUCAUCCCAUCCGACUCCUUCUUAUUCCCGACAGGAGGUGGUGGUGGCGGCGGAGGGUGUGGAUGCGGAUGUCCACCACCACCGCCACCACCGCAGCCUUGCUGCCCACCACCACAACCAUGUUGUGGACGAAAAAGAAGAAAGAGAUUCACAAGAUCACUUGCUGAUAAAUCGAAUGCGCCACAUCAAGGAUCAAUCAAUUUGAAUACCAGUAUAUUGUGUAAUAUUCCGAAGCUGAGAGACGUCGUAGAAAAGAGUAUGCGAGAAUCCGCUCAAGAAUCACUAGAUUCGCUGAAAUCCUCGAUCGAUACAAGCGCAUUCCUCAUACUUUGCUCGUCGGGCAACAUCGAUUUCGUUGCUCCAACGGGCUCUCAGUUCUGCGGGGCUCAGACAACUACCCACUAUUGUCAAGUGUUUUCCAUUUCAACAUUCGAAGAAAAUUAA